GGGAAGCUCCACCCUAUGCGCCCUCUCUCGUGCCCUCGGCUCUUAAAGCCUAGUCCCCAUCCCAGCGGCCUUUGCGGGACCAAAAUGGCAGCCCCCGUGCCGCGGGGGUUGUUUUGUUUAUCCAAAGCUCUAGGAUGGUGGUCUCGUCAGCCAGUCCUGGUGACUCAGUCCACAGUUGUAGUUCCAGUGAGAACUAAGAAACGUUUCACACCUCCUACUUACAAACCCAAAUACAAAUCAGAAAAGGAGUUUAUAGAAUUUGCCCGGAAAGCAGGUCUGGUCAUUCCUCCAGAACGUUUGGAACGUCCCCUACAUCUGGCCUGUACAGCUGGUAUCUUUGACACCUACGUUCCUCCAGAAGGUGAUGCUCGCUUGUCAUCUCUUGCAAAGGAAGGUUUGGCACAGAGAAGUGAGCGAUUGAAGAAGAAGGUGGCAUCACAAUUGUCAAUCCGGAAGAUAAGAGAACAUGAUCCGAAUUUUAAAAUAAAGGACUUCCCUGAAAAAGCUAAGGAUAUUUUUAUUGAAGCUCAUCUUUGUCUGAACAACUCAGACCAUGACCGGCUUCAUACCUUGGUAACUGAAAACUGUUUUCCGGACAUGGUCUGGGACAUCACCUAUAAGACCGUCCGCUGGAGCUUCAUAGAAUCUUUAGAGCCACCACAGGUGGUUCAGGUUCGCUGUUCGAGUCUCCUGAACCAGGGCAACAUAUACGGCCAGGUCACUGUCCGCAUGCACACCCGGCAGACUCUGGCCAUCUAUGACCGGUUUGGCCGGCUGAUGUACGGACAGGAAGAUGUGCCCAGGGAUGUCCUGGAGUAUGUUGUGUUUGAAAAGCACCUGGUAAAUCCCUACGGGAGCUGGAGAAUGCAUGGCAAGAUCAUUCCCCCAUGGGCACCCCCUAAGCAGACCAUCCUUAAGACGGUGAUGAUCCCUGGGCCCCAGCUGAAACCCUGGGAAGACUAUGAAGAGCCACAGGGAGAGGCCUGUAAGCCUCAGCUAUCCUGAUGGCAAAAAUGACUCCUGGGUUGAAACAUGUGAUGAGGUGGCUGGACUCUGUGGAGUCUGGUAGCUGUGAAGUCCAUCAUCUCUCCAUCAUGCUAUAGAAAGAUCUACCUUUGUCCUUUCCUCUCCUGCUCAGGUGUUUCUAGCCAUCUCCUCGGCAACCAUGGCUGAUGGCUGGUCCCAGGUGGGUGGGUAGCUGAUAUGCACAUACAUGAACCCACUUCUUCUUUCUUUUUAAAUUGUAUGUCUAGGUUCUGAGUCUCAAUGGAAGGUAUGUUUUGGAUACCUGUUUUUUCUGCGGCAGAGACCAUCAGGAGCAAACUGGCAGAAUUUUCUUUUUAAUUACAAUGCAGGGAUUAGAGUUUGAAAUAAAACACUGUCAGGGUGUUGGACAAACUGUGGUGAGUUAUGUACCUGUCCCCGGGCUUAGGCUAGAAGUAGACCAGAAGGCAGAAAUGGAAGAUGGGCUGAACUGUGAGUGAUGUGGCUUCCAGGAAGUCCAGACGUGGGAAGAAUAAUUAGUGUUCAUUGAAGAUUUAAGGUUUUUUCUCAUAUACUGACUCACUUAAUCAGCAUUUGUACUUCAUAGAAGAAUGUAAAUCCAAAGAAAUCAUUUAUCCUUCAGCCUUUGGAUUGUGUUCCUAAUUAUCAGCUGCAUCCUGGUGUGGUCCCAGGAAGCAUGGGAGGAGCUAGGGGCCAUGGGGGAGGUGAUACAUUUGGGUAUUCCAUCUGUAAGACUUUGUUCCCUGAUUUUUAGCACCUCUUGGAGAUGGUGACUGUUCUUUCCAGUCCCCAUUGGUAAGGCAAAUGUACUAGAAUAUGAACCUGUUUUGAGUGAAGCAGCCUUGCCUCUCCUUGUUCCUGAGCUCUAGCUGGGCUGUCGGGAGGAAGAUGUGGGACUUGACCUGCUUCUGUGUCCUGGGUGGUCUGAGGUAUGACAAGGGAAAUCACUCUGUACCAGCAGCAAGCUUGGCUUGUACUAUAACUUUCAUCAGCCCAGUGUGGGCUCCCCUUAAAAAACAGGACCUUAAUUGUCAUACUUUCUAUUUUCCCAGCCUAGAAUUUUCUUUCAAUGAGUCUGUCACUUGGGGUCAGGAUUAAUCUGUUCUCACCUUAUUCUGAGAGUAGAAUCCAAAGAACGUAGAAUCAGGUCAAGAAUAACCUAACUCCUUGGAGUGCCUGGGUGUCUCAGUCAGUUGAGCAUGCAACUCUCAAUUUUGGCUCAGGUCAUUA
Messenger RNA from Zalophus californianus (California sea lion), 2235 nucleotides. RefSeq names its product mitochondrial ribosomal protein L45 (gene MRPL45). Gene Ontology annotation, cellular component: mitochondrion. Bases 16 to 1005 code for a protein of 329 amino acids. The transcript is spliced from 8 exons. The record is from RefSeq and is a predicted model, not a curated record. NCBI's taxonomy places the organism in Eukaryota, Metazoa, Chordata, Mammalia, Carnivora, Otariidae.